AUGUCUUUCGAUAAAGUGCACCAGGAGACUCACGGACGUCUGUCCAAGGCCGUCGACGACGUGUGCGAAGAGUUUGUGCUUUCCCCGGAAAAAAUGCACGAGCUGACCAACUUCUUUAUUGAAAGCAUGGAAAAGGGUUUAGGGCAAGCCAAGGAGGACGCAGACUACCGUGGAUUGCCAAUGAUCCCAACGUACGUGACAGGGCUUCCCAACGGUACAGAAAGCGGAAUGUUGCUCGCCGCAGAUUUGGGGGGCACCAAUUUCAGAGUGUGUUCAGUGGAGUUAAAGGGAAACCACAAGUUUUCGCUGCUGCAGAUGAAAAGUAAAAUUCCGGAAGAACUGCUGGAAGACGAGAGUGUGACAAGUGACGCACUGUUCACUUACCUGGCCCGCAGAACACUGGCGUUCAUCAACAAAUACCAUCCAGAAUACCUGCAAAACGGCGAGAAGCUCAAACUGGGGUUCACGUUUUCGUACCCAGUUAACCAGACUUCGCUGUCUUCCGGUACGCUAAUACGUUGGACCAAGGGUUUCAAAAUCAAGGACACGUUGGGCAAAGACGUGGUGAAACUGUACCAGAAACAUUUGGACGAUCAGGGCAUGUCAAUGAUCCGUGUUGUGGCUUUGGCCAACGACACCGUGGGCACCUUUUUGUCGCACUGCUACUGCUCCGAAAAUAACGGUUCGCUCACGUCUGGUGAAAUCGUCGAGCCCGUGAUGGGCUGCAUUUUUGGUACCGGCACCAACGGAGCCUACCUGGAGAAAAUCGAAAACGUAAAAAAACUGCCCGAAGAGUUGCGUGCAGAGCUUUUGCAAUCCGGGAAAACGCACAUGGUCAUCAAUACCGAGUGGGGUUCCUUUGACAACGACCUCAAGCACCUGCCCACAACACGCUACGAUAUCGACAUUGACCAGAAAUUCUCGAGCAACCCUGGGUUCCAUUUGUUCGAAAAACGGGUCUCUGGUAUGUUUUUGGGCGAAAUUCUCAGAAAUGUGCUUCUGGACUUGUUCAGAAGAGGGCUUAUUUUUGGCCAAUACUCUUCGGAAGACCACCUCCCGCACAGAUUGACCACUCCGUUCGAACUGUCGUCUGAAGUGUUGUCGCACAUCGAAAUUGAUGAUUCCUCGCAGUUGCGGGAGACCGAGCUGUCGAUCUUGCAGAGCCUGCGGUUGCCAACGACGUACGAUGAGCGGAUUGAAAUUCAAAAGUUGGUGCGUGCCAUUUCCCGUCGUUCUGCCUACCUUGCUGCUGUUCCUAUUGCCGCGAUCUUGACAAAGACGGGUGUAUUGAACAAGCGUUACCACGGAGAAGUGGAGAUCGGGUGCGACGGCUCCGUUGUCGAGUACUACCCAGGAUUCCGGUCCAUGAUCCGCCAUGCUUUAGCCUUGAGUCCUAUAGGACCAGAAGGCGAACGUAAGACCCACUUGUGCAUCGCAAAAGACGGUUCGGGAGUUGGUGCUGCUCUGUGUGCUCUAGUUGCUUGA
Messenger RNA from Lachancea sp. 'fantastica', 1485 nucleotides. Lineage: Eukaryota; Fungi; Ascomycota; Saccharomycetes; Saccharomycetales; Saccharomycetaceae. The record is from the annotation of a GenBank genome assembly.